Messenger RNA from Pistacia vera, 4434 nucleotides. Its product is annotated as disease resistance protein SUMM2-like. Bases 1 to 4434 code for a protein of 1477 amino acids. Lineage: Eukaryota; Viridiplantae; Streptophyta; Magnoliopsida; Sapindales; Anacardiaceae. The record is from RefSeq and is a predicted model, not a curated record. The transcript has 11 exons. Gene Ontology annotation, molecular function: ADP binding.
AUGGAAAUUGUUUCUUCAAUUGUCGGUUCAAUUGCCGAGAACAUUUCUAGCCGCCUGUUCGAUGCAGGUGGCCGUCAGAUUGGUUACCUACUUAACUCCAGUGACAACAUUGAAGCAUUAAGGAAGCAAGCUCAGAAACUCGAGGCUACUAGAGGCACCAUACAAGUGAGGAUUGAUGCUGCUGAAAGAAACAGAGAAAUUAUCUUACCUGAUGUCAAAAACUGGAUAUCGGAAGUUGAUAAUGUCUCUGUACAAGCUGAAAAAUUUCUGGAAGAUGAAGUCAAUGCGAACAAGAGGUGCUUUAAAGGGUGGUGCAUUGAUCUCAGAUCACGUUAUCGGUUCAGCAAGGCUGCAAAGCAGAAGGUAGUGGUGAUCAUUCAGCUUCAAGAUGAUGGAAAAUUCCAAACUGUGUCUCAGCCUGCUCCUCCUCCUCAGGGCAUUAUCUUUCCUGCUGUGGGAUUUUCUGGAAUUUUUGAAUCUAGAGAAUCAAUCAAGAAUGAAAUUAUGGAGGCCCUAAAAGAUGACAAGGUCAGCAUAGUGGGAAUAUGUGGGAUGGGGAGUGUGGGUAAAACCACACUGGUGAAAAAAAUUGCCAAACAUGCCAAAGAAGAAAAAAUGUAUGAUUUAGUUGUUAUGGUGGUUGUGUCCCAGACCCCAAGUAUCGUGAAUAUUCAAAAAGAAAUUGCUUACAGGUUAGGUCUGACAUCAUUGUCAAACUCUCCUAAAUCAGCAAGAGCAAGUUUGCUGUGGGAGAGAAUUGAGAAGGAGAAACGAAUCCUCAUAAUAUUGGACGACCUGUGGGAAAGAAUUCAAUUGGAGGAGAUCGGUAUUCCUUUCGGGAAGGACCAUGGAGGUUGUAAGAUUGUGCUUACCUCUCGAAGCAAAAACGUGUGCGAUCAAAUGGACUGUGACAAGACAUCUAUUGUUGGAACUUUGUCAAAACAGGAGUCUUGGGCGCUAUUCAAGGAGCUUGUUGGGAUGGAUGUUGAAAAUUCUAUUAUAAGCCCAAUAGCAAGAGAGGUAGCAGCUGAAUGUGAUGGCCUGCCGAUUGCAAUUGUUACCAUAGCAAGAGCGUUGAAGAACAAAGACAAGCAUGUGUGGAUCGACGUGGCACGACAACUCAAAACGUCUACCCCAACAGACAUCCCAGGGUUGCAAGGAAGUGUGAUUUCAUCUUUGGAGUUGAGCAUCAAAUAUCUAGAGAAUGAGGAUGCGAAAUCAUUAUUCUUCUUCUGUAGCUCAUUUCCAGAGGAUUUCAGAAUUUCAAUUGAAGUUUUAGUGAGAUAUGGAGCUGGUUUGAGGUGGUUAAAAAAUGUUGACACAAUGGACCAUGUUAGACACAGAGGACAUGCUAUUGUAAGUUCCCUUAUCUUUUCUUUUCUCUUGAUUCAUGAAAAAGAUGACUAUGAUGAUAAGGAGUAUAUUAAAAUGCAUGAUGUUGUAGGUGAUGUUGCACAUAUAAUAGCACCUAAGUUCAACCAAAUAUUCUUGGUGAAAGCUGGCAUUGGUUUGGAACAGUGGCCAGAAAGAGAUACAUUUGAAAGUCUCACAUGUAUCUCAUUGAUGUCAAAUAAUAUUAAAGUUGUACCUAAUGGGAUUGAAUGCCCAAAGUUGCAGUCUUUACUAUUGCAAAAGAAUCUCAAAUUGGUUCUCCCUAACAAUUUCUUUCAAGGCAUGAAAGAUCUUAGAGUUCUAGACUUGAGUGGAACUCUAAUUCGAUCACCACUACCCAGCUCACUUUCUUUGCUUGUAAAUCUUAGAACACAGUAUCUUAAUGAUUGUUAUUUGGAUGAGUUAUCUAUAAUUGGGCAUCUAAGAAACCUAGAAAUUCUUAGCCUUUGUGGUUCUAAGAUUUCGGAGAUUCCCAUCUCUUUUAGCCAAUUAAUUCAUCUACGCCUAUUAGAUUUGAACAACUAUAUAGAGCUAACGCAAAUAGCAGAUGGCGUUAUAUCUGCUCUUUGUAAGUUAGAGGAGCUAUAUAAUUUGAGACAUCCUAGGUCUGCGGCUUUUGAAGAUCAGUGGCAUUGGACAAGAAGUGCCACCCUUACCGAGUUACAAUACUUGUCUAGAUUAACUAGCUUGAAAAUUUUUAUCCCAAACCAGGAUCUUUUGCCUGACAAUGACAUGCCUUUCAAAAAGUUAUCAAGCUUUACAAUAAUAAUAGGUGCUGAAAACAAUAUGGAGGACUUUUUGCGGACUAAAAGAUAUUAUUCAAGAAAAAUUAUGAUCUCAGCUAAUGAGGUUACGAUUUUACGAUUGGUUAAUUGCCUUAAUCAUUUGGUAACUAGAAAAACAGAGUGUCUAUUUAUCUGUGGUUUACAAAACAUCUUUCUUGACCUUGUAGAUACAGGUCUCAAUGAGUUGAAAAGUCUAACUGUGACUCAUCAGGACGUAACAUAUCUCCUAAAUAUGUUGGAAAGGGAAUCAAAGUUAACAUUCCAAAACUUAGAGGAACUAGAAAUCCGAGACCAUCCCAACUUGGUUGAAAUAUGCCAUGAAUCUUUUAAAGUACAUAAUUGUGAAGCAGUGGUAUAUAUAUUCGAUUGUGAAGAGCUUAAGGUUGCAAAUGGAGAAACAAAGUUGCUCUCGUCAUUAAAGGAUCUAGAUUUGUAUCAUCUACCAGAGAUGACACAUAUAUGGAAGGGUGACACUCAAUACAUAGACCUCUGCAACUUGAAUAGAAUAAGUGUGCAAAGAUGUCCAAAGUUAAUUAAACUAUUUUCUCCAGUGUUAUUGCGAAGUCUUAUUAGUUUGGAAGAAAUAGAGAUAAUUUAUUGCGAGAAUUUAGAGGAGAUCUUCAUCUUUGGGAUGAAAGAAGAAGAGGAAUAUGAGGAAAGGGGUAUAGUACCAUGGAGGAAAGAUCACACCACAACCUCCCUAAGUUUGGGAAACUUGACUUCUAUAGGAAUAACGGACUGCUCUAAAUUGAAAAACCUCUUCACCCCAUCCAUAGUCAAAAGCCUGGUGAACCUUAGACAACUUGAAAUAGCUAGUUGCUCAACACUACAUGAAAUAAUCACAAAUGAGGAAGCAUCAGCAGUACAGAGGAUUGUGUUUCCUAGUUUGUCCUCCUUGUUGAUUAGAUGGCUAGAUAACAUUGCUUGUUUUAGCUCAGACCCAUAUUCUAUUGAAUUCCCAGUUUUGGAGACACUCAGGAUAUAUAGAUGUCCAAAUAUGAAGAUCUUUGGUUAUGGAGAACAACUGACACCAAAACUUAACAAAGUUUUGAUUGAUGGUUAUGGUGAAGAAGAACGAUGGAUGGGUGACCUUAACUCCACAGUGCAACAAUUGUGCCUAGAAGAGGAAAUGGAAAAGAAUAAGAAGCAAGACGCAGAGAAGUCAUCAGGACUACCUGAAAAUAUGGAUCCUUACCAUAAUCACAACAUAUAUAGUUUGCUUAGAUUCAUGUCAGAAAAUUGUGAUGGAAGAUUCAUGGGAAAGCAGAGCAUCGAAUGGUACGUCAAAUAUUGGAAGCAGAUAACAAAGCAUAGAAUGUUCAAAACCUUGAGAACAGAUCAUGAUGAUCUGGUUCUGAAAAUGAAGCAACAAAAUGAUAUUUCUGCUAACAAGAGGACUACUUGUAAUGAUGUGCCAGUAAAAAGGAAAAAGGAAGGAGAGGAGAAGAGGAUGACCCAAGAAGAGAUGCUUCUGGAAGCAGCUCAGACAGAGUUCAUGAAAUUGAGGAACUUAGAAUGUAAUUUAGUGGGAGAGGAGGAAGUUAAGAAAAGAGCACUAGUACACAAAGCUGUCUAUGGUGGCCCACAGAUACGAUAUUUGUCAAAUGAUGAUUAUUCAUAUCUAGAAUUCAGUAAAGGCGCAUCCUCUCAGUCAGAGAUCUCAACCACGUCUGUUCCUUAUCCAGGGAAGGCUGUCUGUGCAGUGACCGAAUUGCCUGCUAGGUUAUGGGAUUGCAAGAAUUUAGAGGAGAUCUUCAUCUUCGGGACGAAAGAAGAAGAGGAAUAUGAGGAAAAGGGUAUAGCACCAUGGAGGAAAGAUCACACCACAACCUCCCCAAGUUUGGGAAACUUGACUUCUAUAGACAUAAUGAGUAGCUCUAAAGUGAAAAACCUCUUCAGCCCGUCCUUAGUCAAUAGACUGGUGAAGCUUAGAAGCCUUUGCAUAGUUGGAUGCUCAACACUACAUGAAAUAAUCACAAAUGAGGAAACAUCAGCAAUACAGAGGAUUGUAUUUCCUAGUUUGUCGUCUUUGCGCCUUGGAGGUCUCGAUAACAUUGUUUAUUUCAGCUCAGGCUCAUAUUCUAUUGAAUUCCCAGCUUUGGAGUCUCUUUGGAUUUAUGAAUGUCCAAAUAUGAAGAUCUUUGGUUAUGGAGAACAAUUGACACCAAAACUCAACAAAGUUAUUAUUGAUUAUCAUGAUAAAGAAGAACGGUGGAGGGGUAACCUUAACUCCACAUUGCAACAGUUGUUCAUAUAA